CAAACUAGGUAACAUCAUCAGUGUUAGCUCACAGUGAGCUACGCUAACGAGGAUGGGAAGCAAAACGACCCAGAAAUAAAGUCCUUUGUUAGCCGCUGGGUCCAAUUUCUACACUUUAGGUCUUGCCGAACGACUUCCUAAACUUUCACCGGGUUGUUUCUAAAAGAGCACCUCCGCCGGCGUUGUUUGCGCCUCGGAAACUCCCGAGGCCGGUAGACUCCUCCCCGCUGAUGGGAUAGCCAAGGGGACGAGCUGAGAACUUUCCAGCCGGGGAUGCGCGCAGCGUGGCUCAAAGAGAAGCAGGCUGGUGCCUCCCGAAGAGUUUUAAUCGUGGGCGCCUGUAAUAGCCCGAGCGGCAAUUAGGAGAGAUGAAACGUGAAGAAACCAGAUCGAACUGCGGUUUCUGGAUGGUUUUCAAAGGCAGCCCCAAGUAGAGCACAUUGCAGUAGUCCACUGAGAGGUGUGAUGAUUAACAAAGAGCAGUGGUUCCCAGGAACAGGAACUACUGUGACCAGAUGGAGUUUUGCAAAGGACUUCAUGGCUGCAGCUGCCAACUGCUUUUCAACAGGAACCAUGAGGACCCAAAAGGAACUCCAAAUUGCAUGCCAAGUCUGAGGAGGCAUUUCCCUAAACCAAAAAUGGAAACUUCCACUUUCUGGGGACAAGAUUCACUGAAGCAAUUGAGGGCAUGCCCUGGAUAAAAGUGCUGAAGAGGACACCCAACUAAAUGACUCUAUAGCUGGGAUAAGAAGAUCAAAGGUUUACCUGCCAAAGAAUUAAACAGCCUGUCACCUAUUAUCUCUUCAACCUGAGAGUGGAUGAAUUAACUACUAGUCAGAGCUGACGACCCCAAACUCCAUGAUAUGAAGAAAUCCCAUAAGAGACCACCCUUAACCAAUUGCAACUUCCAAUGAGUCUUCUGGGGGUUAUAUUUCAAAGGUGCUGGUGAGUCAGGGAAGAGUACAAUUGUCAAACAGAUGAAAAUUAUCCAUCAAGAUGGCUACACAGAAGAAGAAUGUAUGGAGUUCAAAGCAGUCAUAUAUAGCAACAUACUUCAAUCCAUCUUAUCAAUCAUCAGGGCCAUGACUACUCUAGGCAUAGAUUUUGCUGAUUCAGGCCGAGGGGAUGAGCAACGGCAGCUGUACAGUUUGGCCGAUUCGAUUGACGAGGGUACCAUGCCUCCAGAAUUGACAAAUUGUAUAAAGAAACUAUGGGCUGAUGGAGGAGUUCAAGCGUGCUUUGACCGAGCAGCUGAAUAUCAGCUCAAUGAUUCUGCUUCAUACUAUCUUAAUCAGCUGGACAGGAUCACCGCUUCUAACUAUCUUCCGACUGAACAGGAUGUAUUGCGAUCCCGAGUUAAGACCACAGGUAUCAUAGAGACAAAGUUCUCUGUCAAGGAUCUUAAUUUCAGAAUGUUUGAUGUAGGUGGGCAGAGAUCAGAGCGCAAAAAGUGGAUCCACUGCUUUGAAGGGGUGACCUGCAUCAUCUUUUGUGGCGCUCUUAGUGCGUAUGACAUGGUCUUGGUAGAAGACGAUGACAUGAACCGGAUGCAUGAAUCUUUGCAUCUCUUCAACAGUAUAUGUAAUCACAAAUUCUUUGCUGCCACUUCCAUAAUUCUUUUCUUGAACAAGAAGGACCUCUUUGAGGAAAAAAUCAAGAAAGUACAUCUCAGCAUUUGCUUUCCUGACUAUGAUGGCCCCAAUACAUAUGAAGAUGCAGGCCAUUACAUCAAGCUCCAGUUUCUUGAUCUAAACAUGAGAAAAGAUGCAAAAGAAAUUUAUAGUCACAUGACUUGUGCCACAGAUACGCAGAACGUCAAAUUUGUAUUUGAUGCAGUAACAGAUGUAAUCAUCAAAGAGAACCUAAAGGACUGUGGUCUCUUCUAAGAUUACAGCUUUUUAAAAGAAAAGGAACUAGGGCUUCCUGAGAGCUUCACCAUUCUGCUGAGCAGAGGCAACAGUCAUUCAGGAAUCUAUACUUCUCCAUAGAAGAUAAACAAUUCUAACAAGAUAACAGUUCUCACUCAAGACAAACAAUUCUACCAAGAACAUGCCAUCAAAAAAGCUAAAGGAACAAAAAGUGAAGAGUCUCCAAUUUCUGAAUAAUUUUCUUUGAUAAGUUUCCUUUCUGAGGUACUCUACAAUCUGUGAAAGUGGAAAUGGAAACAUGGGCAGUGGUGAAGACAAACUGGUUUACAAACAGUGAAUUUAUGUCAAACACUGAUUCUCCGCAUUUAACUAUUUAUAAAUAAGCCAUAAUUCUUUCACAGGAAAAACACAAUCAGUGCUUUGGGGUCUUAUUUAACAGAACUGUUCAUUUUAAAACCAAUGGUCUGAAUGUCCAAGUCCAAAAACUUUAUAUUGUAUAUAGAAAUGAGGCAUUUUCCUGAUUUAAUUCUAUUAAAAAUAGACCAAACACACAAUCUAUUUGCAGUUGUUUGAAACUGGUGCAAUUAGAACCCAUGUCUUAAAAAAAAAGUUUUCUAGUAUCUAAUUCAGUGAAUUUAGAAUAGGUCUCUUCCCCCAUACUCAUAGAAUACAGCAGUGCUUUAAUACCUGCUGUGGAGACAGCUUGUCUACUUGUCUUAUUAAUCCUGUGGUAAUGAACAUACACAUAUACAGCUUCAACCCACUGACAUCACAGGAGCAGAGAACUUCUCCCACACCCACAUAGGGAACAGAGGGAUACAAAAAUAAAACAAUUGUAUCAGGCAUUUCAUCCUAUUUAGAGCUGUAUUGUUUCUCAACAUUUGUAAACAAGUUGUAUUGUUAGAUAAGAUACCACUUGCAUUAAGAUGCACUGCAAGUAAUUCCUCAUGCAGCUUCAAAUAAAUGUAAGAGAUAAAAAUAAAUUUGCAUUAAAAAGUA
This is a messenger RNA of Pantherophis guttatus, 2867 nucleotides long. It is a transcript of the gene GNAT2, whose product is annotated as G protein subunit alpha transducin 2. Gene Ontology annotation, molecular function: GTP binding; GTPase activity; G-protein beta/gamma-subunit complex binding. Gene Ontology annotation, cellular component: photoreceptor inner segment; photoreceptor outer segment; cytoplasm. The record is from RefSeq and is a predicted model, not a curated record. Gene Ontology annotation, biological process: detection of chemical stimulus involved in sensory perception of bitter taste; adenylate cyclase-modulating G protein-coupled receptor signaling pathway. NCBI's taxonomy places the organism in Eukaryota, Metazoa, Chordata, Lepidosauria, Squamata, Colubridae.